AACAAGCUACAAGAAGAGAAAAUAUAUAAUGUGUGUGCUCUUUAAUUCUGAAUUCUGCUCAUUCACUCUAAAAAAAUAUCUGAAUUCUGCAAAUCAAAAAAUCAUCUUCAAUUUAAUGCCUUCCAUUCUCUUUCUCUCUCCAUCUCUACCAAACCUUUCCUCCAAGUCCAACUCAACCUUCCAUUCUUACAUUCCCAUCUCAUCUUCCUCCAAACAAAAACCACCCCACAGCCCCAAACUACCAAAUAAUGCUUCAAUUCCCCACCAUUCCUUCUCUCUCACCUCCUCCGCAGAAAACCCAGAUUCCGGAGCCCGGCUCCAGCCCAUGUCGGACCCCGACAAUGGCAUUAAGAUGCCCACGGCUCCAUGGAUGAAGGGUCCUCUUGUUCUUCCACCUCAUGAAGUCCUCGACCUUUCAAAACCACCCAGAAAAACGAAGCUCCCCGAUAAGGGCAAAGCUGAAAAUUCCCAUGAUGGACUUACCGGUAAGGCUGUUGGCAUUAGAGGGAAGAAUGCGGUGAAGAACAUCGUCCGGAGCAUUGAAAAUCUUGGACAAAACGUUAACUUGGAACAAACCCGUGAAGGUUCUGGGAAAUCAAGGAUUAGGGAUUGCCUGGAACGGGUUGGGAAAGCAGCAGCAGCAGCAGCUGGGGAUUCGAGAGAUGGCGGGAAAAUGAUGCCAUGGGAGAGGGAGGAAGGGUUCGUUUUUAGGAGGAUGAAGAAGGAGAGGGCAGUGAGUGCUGCAGAGUUGAGGCUUGAAAAGGAGUUGCUUGUGAGGUUGAGAGGUGAGGCUGCUAAGAUGAGGCAGUGGGUGAAGGUGAAGAAAGCUGGGGUGACUCAAGCUGUAGUGGAUAGUGUUAAGCUCAUAUGGAAGAGAAACGAGCUUGCCAUGAUCAAAUUUGAUGUCCCUUUGUGCCGGAAUAUGGAUAGAGCUCAAGAAAUUGUCGAGACAAAGACUGGAGGUUUGGUUGUCUGGAGAAAGAAAGACACUCUUGUUGUUUAUAGAUGGUGCGAUUAUCAGUCAACCUUGAAAACCGUUCAAAAGAUGUAUCCAAAUGUUGUUGGUAGUCAAGAAACAACAUCCUUAGAUCUCAUUCCACGGAAUUUGAGAAAAGGCAACGCUAUUUCUCAAGUUAAAUCAUAUGUACAUGAAAAGAUGAUCGAUGAGAAUGCAAAAGUGGAGCUGAUGCCAACUGGAAUAAGUUUGGAUAACAAUGUGAAUUGCCAACCAACAACCAGUUCGUUGUAUGAGAGGGAAAGUGAUAGGUUAUUGGAUGGCUUGGGACCUCGCUUCAUUGAUUGGUGGAUGCACAAGCCUUUGCCAGUAGAUGCAGACUUGCUUCCAGAAGUAAUCAAUGGAUUUAGGCCUCCAGUUAGACGCUGUCCACCAAAUACUAGAGCAAAGUUGACAGAUGAUGAAUUGACAUACUUCAGGAAGCUCGCUCAGCCUCUACCUACUCAUUUUGUCCUUGGCAGGAACAGAAAGCUUCAAGGUCUUGCUGCUGCCAUCUUAAAAUUGUGGGAGAAAAGUCCGAUAGCGAAGAUUGCUGUGAAGUUGGGAAUUCCAAAUACAGACAAUGAGCAAAUGGCAUAUGAGCUCAAGUGUCUGACAGGGGGAGUUCUUUUGCUACGUAAUAAAUAUAUUAUAAUACUUUAUAGAGGCAAGGACUUCCUUCCUGGUGAACUUGUAGAUUUGAUAUCUGAAAGGGAAAUGGAGCUUGAAAAAUUCCAACUCCAUGAAGAACAUGCACGGAUUGAAGCAAUUGAAGCCCUUUCUGCUGCUGAUGUACCAAAGGCAAACACUGGAUUGAUUGGAACUUUGUUGGAAUUCCAGGACAUUCAAACAGCAUAUGGGGACCUAAGGAAAGGAAAUGCUGGUGUGAAGCUUCCAUUGGAAGCUGAAAAAGAAAGGUUGGAGAGGGAACUGAGAAAGCAAGAACGCAAGCUUUUUAUUCUAGACAACAAGAUAAAGAAGUCGGCAAAGGAGUUACUGAGGUUGAAUGCUGCAUGGAUGCCUGCUGAGGGGGAUGCUGACCAGGAAAUGCUGACUGAAGAAGAGAGAGAGUCUUUUCGGAGAAUAGGACUGAAGAUGCAUAGUUGCCUAGUGCUUGGGAGGCGUGGGGUCUUUGAUGGUGUGAUAGAAGGCUUGCACCAGCACUGGAAACACAGAGAAGUAGUGAAGGUGAUGACAAUGCAGAGACUGUUUCAACAGGUCAUGUACACUGCAAAGUUGCUUGAAGCAGAAAGUGGUGGAAUUUUGGUUUCAGUGGACAAGCUAAAAGAGGGCCAUGCUAUUAUUAUUUACCGUGGAAAGAAUUAUCAACGUUCUUCAAAACCGAUAUCUGGCAAUUUACUAACAAAAAGAAAAGCAUUAUCUAGAUCUCUCGAGAUGCAAAGAAUUGGAUCACUCAAGUUUUUUGCGUACCAAACAAAGCAGGCAAUAUCAGAUUUGAAACUCAAAUUGGAAAAUCUGCAGGAUACCAAGAAAGUUGAUUGAAGAGAACCAUAAAUUUUCACAAACCAUUAGCCAAUGGAUGUAUCGCGAAGCCAUAUCAUGAUUAUUCUUGAAUGACUGCUUCUUUAAGGAUGUAGAUGCUACAGGUCGGGAAAUUCUGUCUGUCAGUCACCAAAUCGCUUUGCAUGUAAGGCCUUGGCAUUCCAUAAUAUUAAUCUGACUGUUGUAAGCAGGCAUCUGUAAUAGCCUUUUCUCUAGGAGAUUGUUUAUUCCACGAGUCUAGAGAAAGCAUGGGACUACUUUGGUUUGACAAUUUGGCAACUUUUGAGCUCUGCUGUGAUGGCAGUUUCCCUCAUUGAGGUUUAUAUCUCUAGGAAUCGCAGUGGCGGUAGCAAACCAUGUUGGUGCAUAUGAUCUUGUUUGGAAAUGGCAAUGCAAGAAACCACCUGGAUUUUGUAGAUCAGUGACUUGUGAGUUGAAGUAGUUGACUGGUGUCUCCAUAGAUCUGAAACGUUGGGAACUGUAGUGAUGGAGUUGGGAGAUGGAAAUUAAGCAAAGUUAGAGGGUUUGUAUUGCAGGCUAUUAUGUGAAAGAGGUGCCCAACAACUUGGUUGUUGGUUGUGUUGAUUUUUAGCAUAAUCACUAAUACAGAUUCUGUUGUCGCAUUUGUUGACAAUGAGUCUAAAUCUAUUUUAUCCUAAAAUUUUAACUGUC
Ziziphus jujuba (common jujube) is the source of this 3169-nucleotide messenger RNA. RefSeq names its product chloroplastic group IIA intron splicing facilitator CRS1, chloroplastic. The record is from RefSeq and is a predicted model, not a curated record. Bases 29 to 2497 code for a protein of 822 amino acids. The transcript is spliced from 8 exons. Gene Ontology annotation, biological process: RNA splicing, via transesterification reactions. NCBI's taxonomy places the organism in Eukaryota, Viridiplantae, Streptophyta, Magnoliopsida, Rosales, Rhamnaceae. Gene Ontology annotation, molecular function: mRNA binding.